AUGGAUAUCGCAACUCUGGCCAAUAUUAUCAAUCCAACUACACUUUCUGAUUUUCGAGCACAAGUCUUAUGGGCACUAAUUGCUGGCAUCAUAUUAGCCUUUAUUCUUGGCUUUGCAAUGGGCGCAAAUGAUGUUGCCAAUGCCUUCGGUACCUCAGUAGGUAGCAAGGUACUUACCCUUAAGCAGGCAUAUAUUUUGGCAGUCAUAUUUGAAAGCCUUGGGGCUUUACUAGUGGGGUAUAACGUGACCGAUACGGUUCGUAAAUCAGUUGUCAACAUUGAGCUGUACAAUAAUACGCCUAAAGAUUUGCUUGUUGGUCAGGUUGCCAUACUUGGAGGCUGUUCCACUUGGCUUCUAAUAGCAACUUUUGCUCAUAUGCCUGUAUCGACAACGCAUAGUAUAGUUGGUUCAACAUUAGGUUUUGGAUUGGUCAUGAAAGGCAAUCACGGUAUACACUGGCGAAAAAUCAUAGAGAUAGUUUCAUCUUGGUUCAUUUCACCGAUUUUUUCUGGUUUCGUAUCCUGUGUUUUAUAUAUUAUAGUAGAUUUUGCCGUAUUACGGCGGAAAAAUCCAUUUCGUUGCGGCCUUACUGCUUUACCUAUUUUUUAUUGGUUUUGCUUUGCGUUCAACGUAUUUGUGGUCAGUUAUCAAGGAUCAAAAAUAGUGCAUUUGCCAAGCUUAUCGUUAUGGAUAUCCGUUGGCCUUAGCGUUGGUUUAGCUACAUUUGGCUCGUUGCUCAUAUAUUUUAUACUCAUUCCACGUUUAAAAACCAAUAUUGCUGUUAUCAAAUCGCUGAUACAAUUUUUACUUCCGAAACGUAACGGUGAGCCAGAUGUGAACACACUGAAAAUUUUCAGUUCAAUUCAGGCGUUUACAGCUUGUUUUGCUGGCUUCGCGCAUGGUGCUAAUGAUGUGAGCAAUUCGAUCGCGCCGCUUGCGGCUUUACUAUUCAUAUACAGAACAAUGGAAACUAACCAAAAGGAAGAAACACCGAUCUAUGUUCUUAUAUUUGGUGUAGUAUCUAUUUGUUCAGGUCUUAUCAUUCUUGGGCAUCGCGUUAUACAGACAGUUGGUACAAGAAUGUCAACAAUAAAUCCUGCUAGCGGAUUCUCGAUAGAAUUUGGUGCCGCAGUGACUACUCUGGUAGCAAGUAAAAUUGGUUUGCCGAUUAGUACUACGCAUGCUUUGGUUGGCAGUGUUGUUGCUGUUGGUUCGAUUAGAUCGAAUGAAGGCGUUAAAUGGAAAAUCUUUCGUGAUGUCGCUUUAUCCUGGGUUGUCACCCUUCCUAUAUCAGGCAUAUUUGAUUUUACAAAAGCUUGA
Molecule: messenger RNA, 1320 nt
Organism: Dracunculus medinensis (Guinea worm)
Lineage: Eukaryota; Metazoa; Nematoda; Chromadorea; Rhabditida; Dracunculidae
Source: the annotation of a GenBank genome assembly